CCAACAUCGCCCCCAAACCCCCAUUUCGUGCUACAGACAUACAUAUUGAUCUCCCCGUCGUUCUAUCGUCCUCUCGUCCUGUCCUCCGUCGUCAUUAUCGUCCCAUCGCCUGUUCUAUUGUCCCUUUACUCCCCCUGUUGCUCGCUGCUGCCCCCGCCCAUUUCAGUUAAGCCCAUUUCCCCGAGCCUGACCUUGUUAGGAUCAGAAUCCCACAAAUAUACUGCGCGAGCUCGAGCCGCAGCUCCCUCCCCACGACCUCCGACUAGCCCCCUGUCUCUCCCCGUACAGCUGCGCGCUCAUACGCUCCGUAGGCGUGUCAAUGCUAGUAAUACACUUCAGCGUUCGGGGUCCAGACAGAGCGCAUCAUGACAUAGAGCGCAUCAUGACAUUGAUGCCAUGUCGGCAAACUUUCGCGUAUCAGUGAUAUGUCCUCCGCUUAUCAGCAUAUAAUUCCCGGCCUCCAUAGGGAACCCCCACGAGGGUUCGUGCCCGAGCGACUGGGCCACGUUCAUUGCGCUUGCUCGGCCUGUAGAACGCGUUUCUUCCGGGCAUGUGAUACUGCACGUUGUUCUCAGAUCCUGAGGAAUGGAGGACAGGUCGACAGCAAGCCAACAGUGGGCGUUCCGCAUUCGAAUUCUGAUAUGUUUUCCAACAGAUUGUUGGGAAUCCUCUUGAAUUCAAUCGAAUUUAGUUCAUUCACUAUAGAUUAGGUGAAGAGUUUUAACCUCAGCGUGGUAAGGGAAAAGAAGGAAGGAGACAAUAGUGAGCUAUGGAGGAAUAAGGAAAGAGUCAGUUGGUCCCCUCUCCAAGAACAGCGGACGCUUUUCAUUUCAGAGAAACGAAUACACGCUCGCCGGGGCCAACACCGAGGCAAAAAAACUCUUCACACAAUACCCACCUUCAACUAAGGUAUCCCUGAGCACGGUAGUUUGGCAGAGGCAUUCGGAAUGCUGCAUAAAAGCAUUUAUCCCUGGCGACGGUGUGUUCCCGAGUUUUCGUCAUGAACGCUGACGAAGGCAUAGAGGCUGGAGCGAGGUGAGAGAAACGCGCCGAAAGAUUCCACGGGAGUUCCGAAGAAAUAUUGAUCAGCUUUGAUCAGCUUCGUAAGAGCAAGCCGAAGGUCAAGUCCUAAUGGAGAUAGACGCGAUCGUGAAGUGUUGUGACGCUGUCACCAUGAACCAAAUUUCAAGUUGUUUCCGAUAGGAUAUUUUCCAUUUUAUGCGAACGGAACGACGGUCUUUACGGCACCAGGCCUAUUUGACUACUCUCUCUCUCCGCUUCAGCGCGUCGCCUUCGUUGUCGUAUGCUGCUUGGGUCUCCGCUCUAUCCCUUCUCCUAUCAUGUCUGGCACGCCCUCCCCUGCUCGACUUCACACCAAAUCCUCCGACAUCUCAGAGUUCUUCCGUGUAGGAGGGCACAGUUCUAGACCUCGCGCCGGCGACGCCCCCAAAUCUGGCCCCUCGUCCACUGCAUCCUCGUCUCCAGCGUACCUCUCAGAACCCGAAUCGUCCUCCAGCCCGCGGCGCCGGAGUAUGAUACCUUUCCUUGGCCGGCAGAGGAAAAAGUCGGCGCACGCCGACAUUGCCAAUGUUGCUGCUGUUGCUGCCGCUGCUCAUGUCAAUCGACAAUCGGAGGGAGAACCGCGAUACAGUAAUGUGUCCAAGGCUUCGAGGAGGACAUUGCCUUUACCAGAGGUGCCUCUGCUACUUCAUCGUCAUGAGACACCUGAGCGAUCUUCCGUUGCCUCGAGCUCAUCUCCACCAUCCCUUGGUUCUAAAAUUGCCGCUCAUUUCGUUCCUUCACGACAACGCCUCAUCAGUCUUUCCCCACGCAAACCAUCACCUUAUAACGAAACUCCUCCCUCCUCCGGAGGCCUUGCACCGCCGGCCAGUUCCUCCCGUGGAACCUCCAUGGAUUCCACCUCAUCUGACAAUCGAUCCAGCACUCCUCGUCCGACCAUCACUGUCUCCCUCUCGCCCGAUAAUCUCGAUGGCUACGAGGGACUCUUCACUCUGCCGACAUCCGAAACGUCGAAAUCGCCGUCCCCAAAUGCGGAGCUGAGACUUCGGUCGGAUGAUCGGAUAUACACUGGAUCGCCUGUCAGUGACCGAUCACCUAGUCGAUCGCGAAUUUCUCGUGUGGCGCGCAAAUACGUCGGUUCAGCGAUGAAACAGUCUGACGUGGACUCGACAGAUGCAGAGGACUCAGAGGCUGUCAUGUCAGACACACCGAAAUCGUCACCGCCAAUGCAUACGCCAAUAGUGGAAAAGCGACGGACGCUGGCGACGACUAUGCCGUAUACGUUUGCAGAGAAAGCACCGAGGUCGAUCAUGAAGUCGUCUGUGAUUGCGCUUCCUCCCGCGUUACCGCUGCCCCCACCGCCUCCCAGUGAUCCGCCCUCGCCAACUCUGCUUGGCACACCUCCGUCGUCGUCCGAAGCCAGGUCGCUAAGGCGCCCUCGCGCUCACACGCUGUCCUCGACACCGAUCCCGUUACCAUUCAAGCCCCCAACAUCUCCGAUCGCGACGGUUCCCUCUCGUCGGCUGAGCAAAUCUGAGAAGAUCCCUAUACCACUCAACGGGCCUGCGCCUGCUGCUGGGAAAGACGCCUUUGACAUGGCGACCGCCUCCGCAGAAGAAUUACGGCAGGCGCUCGUCCGCAGAAAUCAGCAGUUCGACGAACUUGCCAGCUAUCUUUUGAAGAUCACGGAAGCACAUGUUGCCGAGAAACAUGCUCUGUUGAAGAAAAUUGGUGCUCUCGAGCAAGAUGCCACGCGGAAGGACAACGAGAUCAAGGGCUUGACGUGGCUUGUGACGAAUAACCGCCCGGGCAGUUCUGAUACUAUCAAGUCCACGGCGUCAACGAUCAAACCGACCCGUUCCAGCAGUGCUGAUGAUUUCGGCGCGCAGUCUCACCAGGCAUCGGGUGCCGAGGAUUCUCACUCGGGCUCCGAAUCUCUUCAAGGCUCGAGCACGGCUGAUUCCUCGUCGGAGCGACGCAGCAGCAAAAGCAAGAGACACCCGAACCCGAACAACAGUUUCUACCGUAUGUCCGCAACUGAAACAGCAUCCUCCUCUUCAUCCACUACAUCCCUGCUGACAUCUGUCACAACGACGCCCUCGACCCCUGCCACGACUGUCAGCUCCCUGAGCUCCAUUCCGGAAUCGCGCGAUCCCGUUGUUGCGGCUGCUAUCCUGGCCUCGGAGAAACAGCGAGCAAAGCAAGAACGCAGAGCGAGCAAGACGGUCGACCGGCACGCCUCGGCUUCCGCCACCGGUGGGGUGUCGGCCUCCGCAGCUUAUGCUGCAAACCUGAAGCGCGGUCGGCCCCCAUCGAUAGCUCAAGUGCUCGCCUCCUCCCCAAAGAUGGACCACGUUCGGGAUAGACCCCGUCUCUACACCAGUGGCUCGGCAUCAAGCUAAGCACCCUGGUAACCCAAUUCGUACCCCACGUUACUACCCCCACGCUCCUUCAAAAUUUUCGCCGCCGCGCUCCUUACCCUACAUUCGACCCAGGAAGUAAGAUAUUUUCUUUGCAACAUGUAAUACACUGGCGAACAAUGUGUAUCCUUCCGCAUUUAUGUAUUCUUU
This is a messenger RNA of Mycena citricolor, 3590 nucleotides long. NCBI's taxonomy places the organism in Eukaryota, Fungi, Basidiomycota, Agaricomycetes, Agaricales, Mycenaceae. The record is from the annotation of a GenBank genome assembly.